Molecule: messenger RNA, 706 nt
Organism: Elaeis guineensis (African oil palm)
Lineage: Eukaryota; Viridiplantae; Streptophyta; Magnoliopsida; Arecales; Arecaceae
Product: probable histone H2A.2
Cellular component (GO): nucleosome
Molecular function (GO): DNA binding; structural constituent of chromatin; protein heterodimerization activity
Source: RefSeq, a predicted model, not a curated record
CUGGAGAAAAAUAAAAGAUCCAUCCUUUCCGUCCGAAACCUCAUCAAGAUCUCCUCCUCUUCUUCAAACCCUAGCUUUAGAUUUCUAUUACCAUGGCCGGAAGAGGGAAGGCUAUUGGUUCUGGUGCCUCGAAGAAGGCGAUGUCGAGGAGCAGUAAGGCGGGGCUCCAGUUCCCCGUUGGUAGGAUCGCCCGAUUUCUCAAGGCCGGCAAGUACGCCGAACGCGUCGGCGCCGGCGCUCCCGUCUAUCUUGCCGCCGUCCUCGAGUACCUCGCCGCUGAGGUCUUGGAGCUCGCUGGAAACGCGGCGAGGGACAACAAGAAGACUAGGAUUGUCCCGAGGCACAUCCAAUUGGCGGUGAGGAACGACGAGGAACUGUCCAAGCUACUGGGGACCGUGACCAUUGCUAACGGUGGUGUGAUGCCGAACAUCCACAACCUCCUCCUCCCCAAGAAGGCCGGCGGCUCCUCCAAGUCUGGUCCUGCUGAUGAUGAUAGCUAAACAGCUAAACGCUGCAUUUUUUUAACUUAUCUAUCUUGUCUUCCUCUUGUAGACUAAUGUGGGGUGGAAAAUGCAUCAACUUUAGAUUUCUUCUUCUUUUUACUUUUUUUUUUAUUUUUUUUUGUAUUUUGUUGCGUUUAUCGCUUGUUCUGAGAUUUGAAUUUAGCGAAUGGAAAAGAGAAAAUCUAUUUCUCUGCUAACUUUCA